Melanaphis sacchari is the source of this 4326-nucleotide messenger RNA. Its product is annotated as voltage-dependent L-type calcium channel subunit beta-1-like. The coding region runs from base 1 to 1875 and encodes 624 amino acids. The transcript is spliced from 9 exons. Lineage: Eukaryota; Metazoa; Arthropoda; Insecta; Hemiptera; Aphididae. Gene Ontology annotation, molecular function: high voltage-gated calcium channel activity; protein binding. The record is from RefSeq and is a predicted model, not a curated record. Gene Ontology annotation, cellular component: voltage-gated calcium channel complex. Gene Ontology annotation, biological process: calcium ion transmembrane transport; regulation of voltage-gated calcium channel activity; chemical synaptic transmission.
AUGGCUCAUUUCCGAAAAACCAAAAAAGAUCACAACAAAGCGUUCAUCGUUCUAAGAAAGGGAUCUGAAGAUUCAGACGUUAUAACAAACACAGCGGACCUGUCUCUGGGCAUUGAAAAAGAAGCGCUGCGGCGCGAAAAUGAGCACAGAGCUCGUUCACAACUACUUAACAGUCGUACAAAACCGGUGGCGUUUGCCGUUCGCACAAAUGUUGCAUUUGACGGUAAAAAGGACGAUGACUCACCAAUACAAGGCUGUGCGAUUACCUUUGAUAUUAAAGAUUUUUUGCAUAUCAAGGAGAAGUAUGACAAUAACUGGUGGAUAGGCCGACUGGUUAAAGAGGGCUCUGAUGUGGGUUUUAUACCAUCCCCCGCCAAACUCGAACUCCUACGUCAGAUGAACCCAUCACGAAGCUCAAAAAAUCAUUCUUCCAAAAACUCGUCAUCGUCAAACUUAGCUGAAGAUGAUGAUCCUAUUGGAAGUGGUCGUAUAUCUGCUAGAACCACAUUAACUGCUCCAACAGCUAAAGACAAACGUAAAAUUUUCUUUAAAAAACAAGAGACCACACCACCUUACGAUGUUGUGCCAUCAAUGAGACCUGUUGUACUUGUUGGUCCAUCACUAAAAGGAUAUGAGGUGACCGAUAUGAUGCAAAAAGCCCUAUUCGACUUUUUGAAACAUCGUUUUGAAGGACGAAUAAUUAUUACACGUGUAAUGGCUGAUAUAUCUUUGGCUAAACGAUCUCUUCUCAAUAACCCUUCAAAAAGAACAGUCAUCGAAAGUAAACCUGGUUCAAAUUCAAGAACGAAUAUAAUGGCUGACGUACAACAGGAAAUAGAACGGAUUUUUGAACUCGCACGGACAUUACAGCUUGUCGUUUUGGAUUGUGAUACUAUCAAUCAUCCGUCGCAAUUAGCAAAAACUUCCUUGGCGCCAACCAUAGUUUACCUAAAAAUCUCAUCUCCUAAAGUACUCCAACGGUUGAUUAAGUCCCGGGGCAAGUCUCAAACCCGACACCUGAACGUGCAAAUGGUGGCGUCCGAAAAAUUGGCUCAGUGUCCGCCAGAGAUGUUUGAUGUGAUACUAGACGAGAACCAGCUAGAUGAAGCGUGCGAACACAUAUCCGAAUACUUGGAGGCGUAUUGGCGCGCGACUCACCCUCCCGUCACGCCCGACCCUAACGAACAGCAGUUGUUGACUAGGCCGAUCAGAAGCUCACCGAGCAUUGAUAUGCCGAUCAUGUCGUCGAUGAUGAACAACUACCAGUCAUCAGAAUACCAAUCGAUGGAUCGCAUGCCACCGCGUCUGGAGCGCAUGCGCACCACCGAGUACGACGACUACGAGCUCAGCGAUCACGACAGCAUGGUGUACGUACCGCCGGCCAUCGGGUACCAGUCGAAACAACCUCAGCAGCAACAGCAUCACAAGCAACAGCAACAGCAUCAUCAUCAUCAACAGCAGCAGCAGCAGCAUCAGCUGCAUCACCAUCAGCAGCAGCAACAGCAUCACCAUCAGCAACAGCAGCAACAACAGCAUCACCAUCAGCAUCAGCAGCAACAGCAGCUGCAGCAGCAGCAACAGCACUAUCAAUCGCAGAAACAGCAACACCAGCUGCCGCAACACUAUCAACAGCAACAGCAUUCGCCCAUGCGACGGCAGCACAGCGUGUCGUUCGAACGGGGCCAGUCGCAACGCGGACAGCCGCGUCCGGGCAGCAGCUCGCACAACGCGCCGCACCACCAGCUGUCGUACCAACACGGCUCGCAGACCGACAUGCUGACGCACAGCCCGCCGGAGAACUCGUCCGAUCAUCUCAUGUCGUACAUGUCGCCCACAUUCAGACCGUCGUCGUCCACGUGGCGCGGCAACAUUUAGUACAAACAGACGGAAUUUUAAUAACAGCGCGCUCGACAUUAUUACACAUGGGCGACCGAUGGCGAUCGUCCGACACGUACAGUAACGAUCAGUGGCGCAACCGGGAGGGCAGAAGUUCCCCGGGUCCGGACCCCCCCCCCUUGAACCCCGUUAUUCGUAUCGUUCUAAAAUACCGCGAUUUCGCUGUUGUCACAGCAGUUUACACAUCGUAUACGUGUAUACCUUUAUUUCUUAUACAUUUAAUUAUCAUUCAAUUUUACAUUAUAAUCACAAAUGUUUACAUUAAUCAAAAAAUAAAAUAACAAUUGAAUUUGCUUGCUACUUUAAAAUAGUUAUAUUCUUGGACACCCCUCCCUCCUUAAAAGUCCUGGUUGCGCCACUGGUAACGAUACAAUAAUAUACUUGGGAUUACAACGAUAUCAAUCGCGCGGCCUGUCUGAUGAGUACCUACGCCUCUAUAUAUUGGCCGGGCGGUCGGUGCAGUUCCGCGUUUGAACGUGGUGCUCCUGCAGUUGUUGUAUUGUUAUUGUCGUGUUCCGAUCGUCGUUUGUAAAUAAUAUUAUAACUAAACCGUCGGCGUGAUUGUCAUUAAUAUUACCGUAAAUCAAACAAGUGUCAUGUAAAACCCCGUUAGGAGGGUGUCAUUGCGAUAUUAUAUAUACAUACCUAUCUUAGUAUUAGUCUCAACACAUCUCGUAGAUAAUAAAGCAGCAAAUAGGGCCGUCGGAUAAUGUAAAUAAUUGGACAGGACGCGUCCUCAUUGCAAUAUAUAAUCGCAAAAACGACGCUGUCCCGUGAACAGUAUAUUACGUGUCCCCCUCCUCGGGUAGGGAAAAAAAUCGCCUCGUCGUUCGAAACGAAAAUUUGGUUCCACGUCUUAUCCAUUAAUUCGUUAUCCCUGUGAAUAAGACAAGCCUAUAUUAUAAUCACGGGGUAACCAUUUUUUUCGGACCAAAGCAAAUGGACAGUUUUUGUCUUCUGUCGGAGGCAAACUGGUCCUUUUCAAAAACAACGAAAACAAUGGGCUCCGUACUUCUUCUGUGAUAUAAUACCGUAAACGCGCAUGGUCAUGUAGGCUAGACCGAAAUCAUGAAGCGUGAUAACUAGUCAAGGCAUAUACUAUUCGAUAUUUUUCAACUCUUAUAAGAUCUCCUCCUCCUCCCUGCCCCCUCGAUACACGUGUUUAUUCUACAAUAAUUCUGCACACAGUGCGGAUAUCCUCAACCGGAAAUGUCCUAUUCACGUGCAUUUAUUAUUGCUGUGAAUAAAACCCCAAAAGCUUAUCGUUCAAUACUCGUUUAAUAACCAUGGUCCAUGAGUAAUAAAUUCAUUUUUACAUUAUCUUUAGUGAUAAGCAUCGACGCCCUUUAUACUACUUUAUUAUCUAGGAGACAACACGCUGCACUGGUAUACCCAUACAUAGACUUAUUCGGGACAUUUAAUCGUGUAAAAACUAUAUGCAAGUCUAUGAAGGCGUAUACUUUGCACGAUAGUUAAUGAUAAUAUGAUAUAAUAUGUGUAAAUAUAUUAUUAUUAUAAUUUAGUAAAUACGUCAUUAAUAUUACAUUGAACUUCAAUUGCCUUAAUUGGACCAACAUUAUACUGAGUGCUUAUUAUAAUUAUUUUAUAAUUGUAUUUCGUAUAUUAACUUUAUAACGAAUAAAUCUGGUUAAGUUUAUCCGAACAAUUUCAUAUCUAGUUAUAAAGUUUAUUGCGUAUAAUUAAUACCAACAUUAUUAUUAAAUUUAAUUUAAUAGCUAUUUUUAUCCGAUAAAUUAACGCCUGCCACUAGGCUAUAUUCGUGUAGAAAAAUAUAACCCUAAUUAUAAAAUUCUCGACAUUUUUUGUUAGGUAGCGUUAUUACUCUUGUAAAACAUGACGUUUAAUGUUUUCAAUAGUAUGUAUAGGUUAGUUUAGUAUAGGUUUAUUAGAAUAGGUAUACGGCUAAUAUACAUAACGGGUAAAUAACUAACUGAAGGAUAAUUGUUUUUCAUAAUGCUUACCCUCGUUUAUUCUUAGUAAACGUGAUAAAAUUAUCAAUUUUAAACUAAUCGCCUUUGUGUGUUUCUCUUUGUGUUUGUGUUUAUUUGGUUAAUGUACUGCUUUUUUAAUAUACAAUUUUUUUUUAAAUUUAUUUUCAUUUUUAUCGUUACGUGGUUAGAUUUAUUUAUUUGUGUUAUUUUCUUUUUUAAAUCCGUACACCGUAUUCAAUAGCAUCGGUUUUCAACCUAAAUUCAGUUUGUUAUAUUAUUGCAUAUUUUGUUUUUUUUUUUUAGAAUGUUUCCAAAAUUAUUAUAACACACACUGUAAACAGGGUCUUUCCGAAUUUCACGUUAUAGAAAAACAACGGGUAAUGCUUAUUUAAUAGAGCAUUAUGCAAUCCCCUCAAUUUUGUAACCUGAAAUUUGGAAAUCACUGUGUAUAAAAUAUAAGUAUAAUUUAAGUACUCAA